Phragmites australis (common reed) is the source of this 1401-nucleotide messenger RNA. RefSeq lists its product as uncharacterized. Lineage: Eukaryota; Viridiplantae; Streptophyta; Magnoliopsida; Poales; Poaceae. The transcript has 3 exons. The coding region runs from base 296 to 1306 and encodes 336 amino acids. The record is from RefSeq and is a predicted model, not a curated record.
AUCAAGGGUAGCCGGAGAAGUCGCCCACCAGUCACCAACGCCUGGCAUGGAGGGAAGACCCAAGUGAUCGACAAGAGAUUAAAAAGGGAGCAUGCAAAGCCCAUUCAGUCCUUUGUAUUUGUUAAUUCCCUGCCGCCGCCGUGUGUCGUGUGUGUGUCACACAAAGGAGCUACUCCCGAAUGCAAUGCAAGCAUAUGUAUGUAUGUAUAUGAGCCAGGUAGCUAGCACGCCAACGAGGCAGAGGCAGAGGCAGAUCACCAACUAGCUAGCUAGCGGCAGCAACAGCAGCAUCAGGAUGCUCAGGAAAUGGUUGCUCUCCUUGUUGGCGGUGCUCAGCGCGUUUGCUUCUGCGGCGGAGGCGACGGGCCCGGCCAGCACGGUGGUCGCCGGCAUGGUGUUCUGCGACCAGUGCAAGGACGGCGCCCGCGGCCUCUUCGACUACCCGCUCUACGGGGCGCGGGUGGCGAUCCAGUGCGGCGGCGGCGACACCCCUCUGACGGUGCGGGAGAGCAACACCAACUGGUUCGGCGGCUUCUCCAUCCGCAUGGAGGGCUCCCCCGACAUGACCCGCUGCACCGCCCGCGUCGUCCAGGGCACCGGCCACUGCGGCGCCGCGGCCUCCGGCGCGCCGCGCGAGCUCACCCUCGCCUUCCGCAUGCUCGGCCUCGCGCUCUACACCGUGCCGCCGCUUCUGUCGCAGCCAGAGGAGGCCAUGGACUUCUGCCCCGGCCAUGACAGGCAGAGGUCUCCGUUUUCUCCACCGGCGGAGGCGCCCUCACAGUCUCCCUUGGCUCCUCCGCUUCCGCCCUUCUGGCGACGCAGGCCCAUCUGGCGCCGGCCGUUGCCACAGGAGCCCAUAGGGAUAGGGGAGCCCCAGGCACCUCCUCCACCACCGGCGCCGGCGCAGGGGUCGGCUUGCACCUACGACAAGUGGGCGCUUCCUGAGCACCGGUGCCACUGGAUGGUGGUGACCCCAAACACGACGGUGGCGAUGGCGUUCGGGCCCCUGGCGGCGCAGAGGUACGGCUCGGAGCUGACGCUGCGGGAGGCGCUGGAGGGGCGCGGGGACAUGUACCGGACGCUGCUCCGGGAGGCGACGGCGGCGCUGCUGAACGCCUACUACAACGCCCCCGGCGGGCCCUUCCUGUACCCGACGACGGCCAGCGUGAUCGACCACAUGAACGGCGCGCUGCUGAGCUCGACGCAGAGGGUCCUCAUCGAGGGCGCGCGCUUCCGCAGGGCCAACGCCGGCGGCGGCGGACGGACCAGGCUGCCCUGCGACUUUGAUGGAUCUCCCUCCUGCUAAUUACCACGAGGAUUUGAUUGAUAGCAACUUACUCCUAGUGUUGGGGACUAUAUUUGUUGCUGCUAAUUCAGCAGCUUAAUUACCUUGAGGAUCAC